This is a messenger RNA of Colius striatus (speckled mousebird), 1446 nucleotides long. RefSeq names its product eukaryotic translation initiation factor 5A2 (gene EIF5A2). NCBI's taxonomy places the organism in Eukaryota, Metazoa, Chordata, Aves, Coliiformes, Coliidae. Bases 150 to 611 code for a protein of 153 amino acids. Gene Ontology annotation, biological process: positive regulation of translational termination; positive regulation of translational elongation. Gene Ontology annotation, molecular function: RNA binding; ribosome binding; translation elongation factor activity. The transcript has 6 exons. The record is from RefSeq and is a predicted model, not a curated record.
GCCGCCCGCCGCCCCUUCCCGCCGGCCGCCGCAGUGGUCGCGCGUGUGUGCGCGGCGCGUGCCCCCGCCCCGCCCCGCUCCCCUCCCGGAUCCCUUCCCCGGGCUCCCCGCCCGCUCUCGCAAGCCCCCGCCACCAGCUCCCCAGCGCCAUGGCCGACGAGCUCGACUUCACCACGGGCGAUGCCGGCGCCUCCUUCACCUACCCCAUGCAGUGCUCGGCGCUGCGGAAGAACGGCUUCGUGGUGCUCAAGGGCCGCCCCUGCAAGAUCGUGGAGAUGUCCACCUCCAAGACGGGCAAACACGGCCACGCCAAGGUCCACUUGGUUGGUAUUGAUAUCUUCACUGGCAAAAAAUAUGAAGAUAUUUGCCCAUCGACUCAUAACAUGGAUGUUCCAAAUAUCAAGAGGAAUGAUUACCAGCUGAUAGGUAUUCAGGAUGGAUAUCUCUCCCUGCUGACGGAAAGCGGUGAAGUUCGUGAGGAUCUCAAGUUGCCAGAAGGGGAGCUUGGCAAAGAAAUAGAAGGAAAAUUCAAUGCCAACGAAGAUGUGCAGAUAUCUGUCAUAAGUGCAAUGAAUGAAGAAUGUGCUGUAGCCAUAAAGCCUUGCAAAUAAAGAGGAUCGUCAGGCUCGGGCAACUGCUCAGCCUCUUGCAGGUUUUUCUAAUCCACAAUGUACCCAGAAAUGGUGCACGGUCUGUAGUUUCACAAUACAGGUAAUUUUUGCAUAAUCUAUAAAGAAGUCAAAUUGUUGACAGUUCAGACUCUAUGGUUACUGCAGGUCAGUCUCAGAAUUCAAAGGUCAAUAAAUCCCACUCUUUUGUUUUGUUUUUCUUUUUUUUUUGGGUUUUUUUUGGUUGAGUAAUUUAGAAUGUAGUUUGUUACUGUAGAACUAAACUUCAGGAAAACGAGAACAACAAAAAAACAAAGAGCUUGUUAAAGGAUAUUCCGAGUAUCUCGCUUACACACCGAGAAGGUCAGGGAAGGUGUGGAUCCUGGAGGUGGGGUGUUCAGCUGAGCAGCACGGUACGCCGAGGUGGAGGGGAGUCUCUCCAGUAUCCAUCUGCAGCCUGACCCUACAGUAUUUGGCAUCUGAGAGUAAUUUGGUCUGUGAACUUAACACUGAAAUGUUUGCUUCAUGUUAUCGCUGUAUCGCGGGAACCCCUAUCGCCCUGUCCUGUAUGUUUUAAAGCAUAACUGUUGUUGGGUGCAGCUUUCAAAAUGCAGGGGGGAGAGGAAUGAUGGCCACGACUCAUUUGUACUGAUCCUAGCAAAAAAAAACCCAACCAAACCCUGUAAAUGGUGUGACGGGGGAGGGACGGGCCAGUCUGUAUCUUGCUUUGGAAGCUGUAUUGUUUUCGACACCGCGCAAACGGCCGGGGGAAAGAUGUGUAUGGUGGUGGGUUUUUUGCUCCAAAAAAGGAAAAUAAAAGAUGUCGAUGCUGUGGGGA